Molecule: messenger RNA, 3905 nt
Organism: Drosophila grimshawi
Lineage: Eukaryota; Metazoa; Arthropoda; Insecta; Diptera; Drosophilidae
Gene: Hk
Exons: 10
Biological process (GO): potassium ion transport; regulation of potassium ion transmembrane transport
Cellular component (GO): cytoplasm; voltage-gated potassium channel complex
Molecular function (GO): voltage-gated potassium channel activity; potassium channel regulator activity; transmembrane transporter binding
Source: RefSeq, a predicted model, not a curated record
UUGGGCCACUUCAAACUGGCACAUCAAUUUUGGUUUUCCUAUCCGCCACCUGGCGCUGGCGGCGGUUCCUCAAACAGCAAAACAGCGCAAACCGACGAGGAGAAGCAGCGCGAUCGGCAGCGCAACGAGCGUGAAGCCAAAAAGGAGGAGCAGGACGCUAUUAACUACAAGCGCGACAAGGAGAACCGAGAGGCACGUUUGCUGGAUUUUGAAAUACGACGCCAGCAAAAGCGUGAGGAGCAGAACCAGCAGCGACAGCAGCAGCACCAGUUACAGCAACACCAACAACACCAACAACAACAACAACAGCAACAACAACAGCAACAACAACAGCAGCAGCAGCAGCAGCAGCAAUCUCAAAACGAAAAAAGUCCACCCACAACAUCGUCGCAUUCACAGCAACAACACCUGCAACAACAGCAACAGCAACAGCAACAUCAGCCGCAACAGCAACAGCAGCAACAACAGCAACACCAACGUCAGCAAUUGCAGCUGCAACAAACUGUUGCAACACAAGCGAACGCUGGUGGACGGGUUCAUACACCGGAGACGCCCAAGCUGCAAACACCACCAGAUCGCUCACUGCCGCCAGCCUUCCGCAGCCGUUCCAUCGAGCGUGAAGCUCUUUACGAACGCAAGCGCUUCUCGGUGCCGAGCGUAGCUGAAUUCAAGGAGGCCGUAAGUACGACACCAUCUCCGCAAACGCAAAACUUUACGGAAACGCCGCCGACAGUAUACACGGCGGCAUUGGCGGGACCGCCAGCAACAGCUGCAGCUGCCACAGCUGCUAUAAUACCCAUACUACCGCUCGGCGUUGCGACGCUGCGCGAUGAUUCUACGGAGUCCGAGCAGUCCGUGACAUGUGCCCAGAACCAGCCGGAUGCCUACCAUCGCAUGUGCCGGGCUCCUAUAGCGUCACUCGACUGUAUGGAGGAGUUCAGUGGUACGGGCGGUCAUCUUGAUUUCGGCCGUUCGAUAAGCCUUGGCUCUAAUCCGGCGCUGCCGCUGCGGCAUGGCUCGACGCCCACACCGGGAUUGCGGUACAAAAACCUGGGCAAGAGCGGACUGCGUAUUUCGAACGUGGGCCUUGGCACAUGGCCAGUGUUCUCGCCGGGCGUCAGUGAUGAGCAGGCCGAGGCCAUUCUAAAACUGGCCAUCGACAGUGGCAUCAAUCUAUUUGACAUUUCCGAGGCGCACUCCGAGACGGAAAUUGGCAAAAUAUUGCAGCGCACCGGCUGGAAGCGCACCACCUAUGUGAUCACAACGAAGGUGUAUUGGAGCACAAAAUCCGAGGAGCGGGGUCUAUCCCGGAAGCACAUUAUUGAAUGCGUGCGGGCAAGUUUGCAGCGUCUGCAGUUGAACUACAUCGAUAUCGUCAUCAUUCACAAGGCAGAUCCAAUGUGCCCCAUGGAAGAAGUGGUGCGAGCGAUGAGCUAUGUCAUCCAGCAAGGCUGGGCCAUGUAUUGGGGCACCGCGAGAUGGUCUCAGGUGGAGAUAAUGGAGGCGUACACCAACUGCCGACAAUUCAACUGCAUCACUCCGAUCGUUGAGCAGUCCGAGUACCAUAUGUUCUGUCGCGAGAAGUGCGAACUGUAUUUGCCCGAGAUGUACAACAAAAUAGGAGUGGGUCUGAUGGCCUGGGGACCACUGUCCAUGGCAUUGAGCGAUACGCAGAACGGGGACAAGCUCUUCCUGCCCAAGGGCUCGUUCAAGACCAAGAGCUUCUCGUGGACCGAAGAUGAGAUCAAUCGGAAUGCUGCACUAUCGCCGCAGGGUAGCUGGGGCAAGGAUCGCAUUGAGGAGGGUCGGCGUCAUUGCGAUCGGUUGCGUGAUUUGGCCGCGCUGGCCGAGAAGCUUGGUUGCAGUCCGACGCAGCUGUCGAUUGCCUGGUCACUGAAGCACGAGCCCGUUCAGUGCCUUCUGCUGGGUGCCACAUCGGCGGAGCAGCUGCAUCAAAGUCUGCAAUCGCUGCAGCUCUUGCCGAGGCUGUCGUCCAGCGUAAUGCUGGAAUUGGAGCGCAUAUUAGAGAAUAAGCCAGUGCGACCGCCAAUGAUAUCGACACUGGCGCUUCGGUGACAAUCAGCCUGCCCGCAGGGCCCACUCAGUCUGAGCGGCGGUGGACCCUGCGGUGCCGAUUCGCCCAAGCAUGAGGAGGAGGCUUUCAUUGAGGAGGCGGAUGCCAAGGAGGCUGCCAAGCAGGGUUUCUGUGUUAUUCAGUGACGAAAGGAGUCCUUAGAUAACGAUAAUAAAUUAUUGAAAGUGAUUAGCAGUAAAACUAGCCUAAGUAGCAAUACUAUGACAACAACAAUAAGCAAACACGAGGUGCAGCAGCAACAACAACAGCAACAACAGCAACAGCAACAACAGCAACAACAGCAACAACAGCAACAAGAACAGCAACAGCAUCUACAACUACAACAACCUUAUCAGCAUCGUGCCACACCAACAACAGCAACAACCAGUUGCCCAAUUGGCUCGCAUGCCAAACAGAUCCAGUUUGAUACGCUCAACAACAACAACAACAACAACAAUGACAUGGCUGCAGAUGAGCCAGAGUCGAGCGGUGCCCCACUGCAGACGAAGGCCCAGAAGCGACGCUCACUGCUUGACUUCAAGUCAUUCGAUUUUCACAUCAAGACACUGUACAGUGGCCUCCGUGUGGGAGCUGGCCACAAAUCGGAACUGUCCACCCAGUCGGAGUCGCGCUCAUCCUCGUUGUGCGGCGGCACAAGUCUGACCGUGACAGCUCUACCCCUGCCGCCGGAUCUGCGUAUCGAGGUGGUUGAUCCGGAGCUGGAGCAGGAGCAGGAGUCGAUGAAUCUGCUGUUGGACCACUCGCAGUUGCUAAGCAUGCCGCGUCGCGACUCAAUGGCGCAUCCAUCAUCAUUGUCGCCGUACUUCCUGUCGCCGUUUAUGGCAGCUGGCGGUGGUUCAGGCAGUGCAUCGCCUGCAGCUGGUGCCAAUGAUUGCGGAUCGGGCAACAUACGCCGCUCCUCGACGUCGGACAUAGUCUCGUGUCGACGUCGCGGCUCCACGGCCAGCAACAAUCGUCGGCCCAGCACCUCGGAUCUGUUGCGGCGAGCACGCGAGCGUCGCGGCAGCGAGGCACGCAUGGGACGCAGUGUGUCGCAUGGAACGAUGCGUGGCAUGGGCGGCGGCGGUGGUGGCUGCAUGGGGGCCAGGCGUACAAGCAUUGCGUUUUAGGUGCAACCUCGAUCGCUACACAAGUCAAUAUUAUGAUUAUUAUACUUAAUAUUAUUACUAUUAUUAUUAUUAUUAUAUUAUAUUGAUCAAAUCAGCUGACAAAUGGCGCUUAUGAAUUUUUACACACAUAGAAACCAAGAACAACUCCGGUGAGUAAGAAGUUUUUUAAACCAAACCAAAGCAAUGCAAAAUCCAAAAAGAAAAUCAAGUGACACACUUCAAGUACUUAAAUGCAUAUAUUUACUACUAAAUACUUAUACAUAAUAUGAAAUGCGAAUGAAUACUCUAACAAAAAAAAAAAACAAAACAAAACAUUACACACCAAAAAUACACUUCAUGAAUGCAUUAAUCCUCCAAACAUCCCCCUAUCUAUCGCUUCCCCAUCAUUAAACACAUGCUCCAUUUUUGAUGACAAUAUUAGAUCCUAACUGCUGUUAACCAUUCUCUCUCAACGUUUGGUUCACUUUGUCAAGGGUGCGCUUUUGCUAAGUAUUUGCUUUAAGGUGAUUAGUGCCCAAACUUACACACACACACACACACACAUACACACGUACACACACACACACACACACACACACACACAUGUACAUGCACCAAUUACACAAAUUUGUAGAUCAUAAAACUUAUGUGAAUGCUCAUAUCAACUUGAAAACUAAAAUGCAAAAAAACAAAACAACAAAAAAAAUAAAUAAAAAUAAAAA